AGCCAGUUCUAUGGCUGUCACAGAAGAUCACGACAACCAGCGACUGUGAUCCCUAAAAACCCAUCCUCCGGGAAUAAACUUUUCUUGUGUUCAGACUGAAGAAAGUUCAGGACCAGUAACAUCUCCCGUGAUGUCGUCUACAGUGGUGAUCAAGCAGGAGGAAACAGAGGUUGAUGUAGAUGUGGAUACCUUGAACAUCACCUCCAAGCGUACUUACGAACAGGUUUGUUUUGUUACAGUUUAAUUGCCAUAUUAUAAUACAGGAGUUCGAAGCAGUUAUAAACGCUUCAACCGAAAUCCUGAAACAAGGAGCCGACCUUCUCUCCUCCAGUGGUCCAAGCUCAGCCACAACUGAAACCCUUAACAUCACGGGGAUUGAAAACGAGAAUCCAUCUCAAAACGCCGGAACGAUCAGCUCUGACAUGGACUCCGAUCCACCUCCGGAUGUUGAUAACAUCUUUUCAGCUGAGAAGCUGUUGCAGAAAUUGGGUGUCGGAGGGUUAGAUAAUAUUGCUAAGACAGAGGAGGAGAAAAAGAUACUGAUUGAUAAAUUGAUAGAGAUACAGGUGGCGUGUGUAUGCGAGGCACUGCAGCAAAGCGGCAACAUAAAGCGGCUAGCAGCCUUCCUUUGGACCCUGCCCUGUCAUGAUAAUAGUCUGAUGAACAACGAGAGUGUUCUGAAGGCAAGGGCGGAGGUGUGCUUUAACGAGGGAAACUACGCUGAAGUUUACAGGAUAUUAUCUAGUCGGAAUUACUCACCAAACUCUCACGCGAAGCUGCAACAAAUCUGGCUCAAAUCUCACUACAUUGAAGCGGAGAAAGCGCGAGGGAGACCCCUGGGGGCUGUAGAUAAGUACAGGAUAAGGAGGAAAUAUCCUUUACCUGCUACUAUCUGGGAUGGGGAGGAGACUUCCUACUGCUUCAAGGAGAAGAGCCGCAACAGACUUAGGGACUGGUACGCACAGAACAAGUACCCGAGCCCCCACGAUAAGCGACAACUAGCAGAGUCUACAGGUCUGACCCUAACACAGGUCUCGAAUUGGUUUAAGAAUCGGAGACAAAGAGACAGAGCCGCUGAGACUAAAUCAAAACGUGGAGGAGAGAAGGACACAGAGAACGAAGGAAGCAGCUGUGGGUCCGGAGAUGAGGAAGAGGCGAAGGAGAUGGUGAUGAAGACAGAACCAGAUCAGUAUAUCAUGCAGCAGCAACAUCCCUCCGACAACAGACACCAGAUCAACUUGGUUCAGCCCCAUCUGUUGAUGACACAUCCUCCUUACCUGGGGAUGAACUUGUUGAAUCAGCUCCAACCUCCCUUUCUCCCGGACACUAGAGGAUCUAAUAUGAGACACACUUACCCUUCCCAACCUAGCUAUAGAAAGAUGAUGUUUGAAACGCCCAGUGAUCUCCACCGACCUGACCUCUACUUCCAAAACUUAGAUCUAACACGCGGCAUGGACGACCUAGCCGAGCUAGCAACACGUGACGUCACCAUGACAUCGUCACGUGAGCCUCACAUAACAUCACGUGAGGUUACCAUGACAGCACCGAGAGACGCACCAAUGGCCUCAUUGGAGUCUCCCGGAGUGCAGGAGGUGGGGGACCAGAUCAGUUCUCCUCAGAAUGUUCUGGAUCUUGAUAGAGUACAGCAGCAGCAGUCAAGUUUGUCGGAGUUACUGUUAGAACCGCAGUCUCCAAGCCGAAGAGAAGAGAGAAAGACCUCUGAUCAAGUGGACCAAUCAGAAGAAGAGAAGAGGUCACGUGUUCGCCAGCAAAUAAGAAGUCCUGAUCAAGAAUCAGGAACUUCACCGCGAUCAGAGCCAGUGUCACCCCGCAAUGUAGCGGAAGAAGAUGAGGAACCAAACCACUUCGACGAUGACAAGGACUUAGAUAACGACUCAUUACAGGAAGCUAAGCGACUAAAGCUCGACUCAGUUAUCGCAUGUUCAGAUUCCCAACAGAUCCACUCGAUAAAACAGAGUAUCGAAGGACAUUGACAAUCUUCUCUAACACUCAAAGUUCCUUUCAAAUCAUUUUAAGAGAGCUUGUUGAUACACGUUUGUUUUGUUGAAGUUGUGAAUGAAUCAAAAGACCGACUGAUGGUGAUGAUGUUAUUUUCAAUACAUCACUAAGUUAUUUGCAUACACAUUCAAUUAUAGAACUGUUAAUACAGAUUUCUCACACUCAGUUUAUCUGACUUAUACAUUAGGGUGGGCCAUAAUGACCUGUACGUCGUCCAAACAACUGCUUCUCUUAUAAUUUUGCCAGAUUAUCUACCUUGCAAGUAAUCGUUACGUUAACAUGAUUCUGGUCCACCCUCACAGUGUAAGACACGUGUCAGAUAGUAUGAAUAUACUUAAUGAUAAUAAUACGCUCAUAUCUUCUUUAAAGAAGCCGGUUUUUUGUGUGACAAUGUUUUUAAUAAGUCGUAUAUUCGUAUAAUUGCAACAAUUUUGUUUUGAUUUAUCAAUGAUGUGAAAUGUAUUUUGAUUUUUUACAAUGCCAGG
Bolinopsis microptera is the source of this 2504-nucleotide messenger RNA. RefSeq lists its product as uncharacterized. The record is from RefSeq and is a predicted model, not a curated record. The coding region runs from base 423 to 1994 and encodes 523 amino acids. Gene Ontology annotation, cellular component: nucleus; transcription regulator complex. Gene Ontology annotation, biological process: regulation of transcription by RNA polymerase II. Gene Ontology annotation, molecular function: DNA-binding transcription factor activity, RNA polymerase II-specific; RNA polymerase II cis-regulatory region sequence-specific DNA binding. Lineage: Eukaryota; Metazoa; Ctenophora; Tentaculata; Lobata; Bolinopsidae. The transcript has 13 exons.